Molecule: messenger RNA, 1569 nt
Organism: Symbiodinium sp. CCMP2592
Lineage: Eukaryota; Dinophyceae; Suessiales; Symbiodiniaceae
Source: the annotation of a GenBank genome assembly
AUGAGUCGUCAGGUCGUAGCUGGAGUUGCCAUUGGGGGUGCUUUCUCCUUGACUGCUCUGCUGAAGUUAGCUGUAAGAUACGCUGGAGAAGAGCUGAGUCACGUGGUGGCUCUGUACUCUGGCGAGCUGAUAGGAGGAGGGUUGCGUGUGCUACUCGAGAAUAGCACUGAUUCUGUAUUCCGCCUCGGUGGCAUCUGGAUACUUUUCGAGCUCCGUGCUGAAAUACUGUAUCUGUUGCGGCUCCUCCUGUCGAUUAUCGUUUGGUGUGUUGAAAGGUGUGCGGCGGAAUUUUCUCUGUGGCCACGGAAAAGCAUCACUGAAGCAGAACGAUUGGAGACAACCUGUCAGCAAAUGGCUCUUGUGGCCGCUCCUGGAGUGAAUCCUGGAACCCCCUUGGGUUUCUUGCUUCUCGAAAGGAGUGGUGAGUGGGACGAGGUCUACGUAGCAUCCCGGCUUACCGGCACCAGUGACUUGAUCGUCAGAACCACUACUGCUGACGCAUCCGAUUGGCAGUGGAGCAUUGUCAGAACAGUGCUGGGAGCUGUACGUGCGCCUGUGGGUGUCGGUGGAGCUCGUGGGGCGCCAGCAGGGGUUCAUGCAGGUCAGAUCAAUUGGAUCUGUCCUCCAGAAAACCCAGCUGCAAAAUGGAAUCCCCAUGCAGACGAGCUAACAGCCAUUCAGCAGGAGGGCCAGUUGUUAGCAAUUCAGCUGAGCCAGUCAGGGGUGAACGAUUCGAUGGUGACCAUUCCCGGUCAGGGGAUGGAUCUGAUUCCCGUACCAGUGGGAGGUCCACCGGUAGUGGGACCAGGAGGCGCAGGUGUUUUGGCACCGGCGCAGCCCGCGGCAGCCGCGGCGCUGGGACCGGUAGGACCAACACCAUCUCGGAAAUCAGGCGUGGAUCCGUUGAACCUGCAAUCCCUGGCAGACGCAGUGCAGGAGUUGCGUUCCAUGGCAAAAGACAAGGAUUCCAAGGAGCGCAGAAAGAAAAAGAAGCAAGACAAGAAGAAGAAGAAGAAAAAGAAAAAGAAUCGCGACACCAGUUCAUCCAGCAGUCGCUCGCGGAGCAGCCGAAGCAGCUCGUCGUCAGAGGACGACUCCGAUGCCCCGCUGAGGUGGGGCUACAAGGCCAAGACCAAGGAUGUCGAGCACUCUCAGAUCUAUGCGUUGGACCAGCAGAAGUUCAAGCGGAAGGGAGAGUUGGUGGCGUAUGCAACAAAGCAUCCCGGAGCGCUCACGGCCCACUUUCUGGCGUCCAUCUACGCCAGGUUGUCCAAAGGCAGAUUGACCCGGAGUUCGCAACUUCGGCAGGCCAGUGUAGUGAGCUGGGCUUCGCAAUUCUCCGGUCUGACCGAGAUCAGGGACAUCCGCGAGGUCCUCACUCUGGCCGAGGCCAUGGAUGCCAUAAACCGGAAGGAGAUUGCUCGAGCUAUGGAUGUGUUGACUCAGCGGAUCCUUGCAAUCCAGCAGGCGAAGAAGAAGGGUGGAACAUGGGAGAAGGCCGAGAUGAUCGAGUUGAUUCCAUCCGGGAGUGCAGUGGCAUCGUCGUCGAUGCUGGCACUCACCAACUAG